UCUGUAAUAAUCGUCUUGAAGAUUCGCGAAAGAAACCAUCGGCGAUGGCCACCACCGUCCACCCCCACUCCCCUUCCCCCUCCCCGGACCCAACACCCACCACCACCACCACGCCUCCCUCUCCUCCUCAACACAACCCGCCCUCCUCCGACGUCGACGGCAGCGAGAUCGCGGCGCCCGACCAGCAGCUCGCCGCCGUUGCCGAGGAUGGGAAGCCGGCCCCCGGCGGCGGGAAGCUGGUGGCGGAAGCCAUGCGCAAGCACGCGGCGCCCCGGUCGUCGCGGUUCCACGGCGUCACCAGGCUCAAGUGGAGCGGCAAGUUCGAGGCGCACCUCUGGGACAACGCCAGCCAGGUCCAGGGCCGCAAGCGCAAGGGCAAGCACGUGUAUUUAGGAAGCUAUGUUACUGAAGAGAGCGCUGCAAAAGCACAUGACCUUGCAGCUCUCAAAUAUUGGGGCAUAAAUCAACACACCAAAAUGAAUUUCAAUGUUUCUGACUAUGAGAAAGAAAUUGAGAUCAUGAAGAACAUGAACCAAGAUGAAUUUGUGGCCUACAUAAGGAGGCAGAGUAGUUGUUUCUCAAGAGGAACUUCAGCAUACAGGGGUGUAACAAGGCGCAAAGAUGGUAAAUGGCAAGCACGAAUUGGUAGGAUUGGUGAGAGUAGAGACACCAAAGACAUCUAUCUUGGCACAUUUGAAACUGAAGUGGAGGCAGCUGAAGCUUAUGACCUAGCAGCAAUUGAGCUCCGUGGUGUUCAUGCUGUGACCAACUUUGAUAUCAGCAAUUACUGCGAAGAUGGUUUAAAGAGACUUGAAGAAGGCUGUGAAGAUGGUUUGAAGAGACUUGAAGAAGGCCGCGAAGAUGGUUUGAAGAGACUUGAAGAAGGCCGCGAAGAUGGUUUGAAGAGACUUGAAGAAGGCCGCGAAGAUGGUUUGAAGACACUUGAAGAAGGCCGCGAAGAUGGUUUGAAGAGACUUGAAGAAGGCCGUGAAGAUGGUUUGAAGAGACCUGAAGAAGGCCCCGAAGAUGGUUUGAAGAGACUUGAAGAAGGCUGCCAAGAUGGUUUGAAGAGACUUGAAGAAGGCUGUGAAGAUGGUUUGAAGAGACUUGAAGAAGGCUGUGAAGAUGGUUUGAAGAGACUUGAAGAAGGCCGCGAAGAUGGUUUGAAGACACUUGAAGAAGGCCGCGAAGAUGGUUUGAAGAGACUUGAAGAAGGCCGUGAAGAUGGUUUGAAGAGACCUGAAGAAGGCCCCGAAGAUGGUUUGAAGAGACUUGAAGAAGGCUGCCAAGAUGGUUUGAAGAGACUUGAAGAAGGCUGCCAAGAUGGUUUGAAGAGACUUGAAGAAGGCCCAUCCGAGGUAACUAACCUGGAGGAUCAACCAGAGGCCACUAAGAUAGCUGGACAAUAGAUAUUAGAAAUAUCAUGUAAAUUAUUUCGUUACCUUCCAUUUGCCUUUUUUCAUUGAUGAUGAUCAUCAAUCUUUUCUCCUUUUUUAGAGUGUCGUUUCUGCUUUCAUUUUUCCUGCAUUUUUUUUCAAUGGAUCCCUGCACACUGUUGCCGUUGUGGUGUUUUACCAACUCCGGAAUACCUGAUGUUGUACUCUGUAUUCUCAUGUAAACUAUACAUAAAUCCUCGAUGGUAUUUGUAAAAAUAACAAUGCAAUCGGAAGUUCAGUGCUUUAAUUUU
Messenger RNA from Lolium rigidum, 1687 nucleotides. Its product is annotated as AP2-like ethylene-responsive transcription factor AIL1. The coding region runs from base 45 to 1409 and encodes 454 amino acids. The record is from RefSeq and is a predicted model, not a curated record. Gene Ontology annotation, biological process: regulation of DNA-templated transcription. The transcript has 9 exons. Gene Ontology annotation, molecular function: DNA binding; DNA-binding transcription factor activity. NCBI's taxonomy places the organism in Eukaryota, Viridiplantae, Streptophyta, Magnoliopsida, Poales, Poaceae.